AUGUCCUACUACUACGAGCAGUGCAAGCAGCCCUGCCUGCCCCCUCCCAUCUGCCUGCAGAAGUGCGCCAAGUGCCCGGAGCCCUGCGCCACCAAGUGCGUCGAGGUCUGCCAGACCCCCUGUGCCACCCAGUGCGCCACCAGCUGCGCCCCUCAGUGCGUGGACGUCUGCGCCAAGCCCUGCUCCAGCCAGUGUGUGGAGGUCUGCGCCCCGCAGUGCGCCGACGUCUGUGCCACCCAGUGUGCCACCAGCUGCGCCCCGCAGUGCGUGGACGUCUGUGCCACCCAGUGCGCCACCAGCUGCGCCCCGCAGUGCGUGGACGUCUGUGCCACCCAGUGCACCACCAGCUGCGCCCCGCAGUGCGUGGACGUCUGCCCCGCCCAGUGCCCCACCCAGUGCCCUGAGCCCUGUGUCACCAAGUGCGUGGAGAAGUGCCAGGCCGAGGUUUGCAGCACCAAGUGCGUGGAGUCGUGCGAGACCGUGUGCCUGGAGCCCUGCUCCCACCCUUGCUGA
Messenger RNA from Vidua chalybeata, 513 nucleotides. Its product is annotated as keratin-associated protein 4-11-like. The transcript has 2 exons. Lineage: Eukaryota; Metazoa; Chordata; Aves; Passeriformes; Viduidae. The coding region runs from base 1 to 513 and encodes 170 amino acids. The record is from RefSeq and is a predicted model, not a curated record.